Messenger RNA from Seminavis robusta, 990 nucleotides. NCBI's taxonomy places the organism in Eukaryota, Bacillariophyta, Bacillariophyceae, Naviculales, Naviculaceae. The record is from the annotation of a GenBank genome assembly.
AUGGAGCAGAGCUCCGACGACAAAUCUGUAAGCUUAACGGGCUAUGAAGUGACGAAAACAGAUGCUGAAGGGAACGCUUUAGUUAUUAGCACUCGACUGUGUCGCGAUGCGGAGAGAUGGAAGCUCAUGCCCGCACUGGAUGAAUUCCAAAAGUUGACGACUCUAGACCUCCACAAGAGCCGAUAUCUCAAGACUUUGCAUCCAUCCGUUGGAAACUUGCCCAAUCUACGAGAGCUCUAUUUGGCACGCUGUGAACUGCUGGAAGAGCUUCCUGACACGCUUGGGCAGCUAGUCAAUUUGGAGGUGCUGGACAUGAUGGACUGCACAGUCCUAAAGUUCCUCCCAGAUUCAAUAGGUAACUUGAAAAGUCUAAAGCGCCUGUGCCUUGGGGGGCAUUUUGGGACUGGUAACAAAGUGUUGGAAGCACUUCCUGAUUCGCUGUGUCAACUAUCAAACUUGGAAGAACUCAACCUGGACAAGUGCAAGGCUCUGAAGCGUCUCCCGGAGCAGAUUGGAAAGCUAAAACGUCUGAAGCGACUUAACAUGAGGGAGAACAAAUGCGUCCAGGCACUUCCGGAAUCGAUAGUGGAGUGCAACUUAGUGGAGGUGUCUCUUUCCAAGUGUGUUUCUCUGACAUCGCUUCCUCCAAACCUGGAAAAGUGGGCUGAUCUCGAGGACCUUGUUCUGACCAAGUGCAAAGGUAUAACCUGGCUCCCCGACGACAUCGAUAAAUUGAAGAGCUUGGCUCUUUUGGACUUGAGAGCAUGCAAGAAGCUAGAACAAAUCCCUCAGUCACUAGGAUCUUUGCCUCAUCUUCGCAUUCUUGACCUUUCGGCAUGCAAGAGCUUGAAGGUGGUCCCUGAGACACUUGCAAAUUUGCCUAGCCUGGAAAGAUUGGAGCUUUCGGGAUGCCUGAGCCUCAAGGACAUUCCAACCUGUGUGCGGACAAUGAAAGCGGUUACACUAGGAGAUCAAAAAGAAGGCGACUAA